GUUAUGGAAUUUCAAGACUCUGAAAAGAAUUUCUCAAAGUGGCAAGAUGAGAAUGAAGUUGUGACCUUAAAGGCAGAUGACAUUUAUUUUUAUGAUGAAGAGGCUUAUAGUCGGACAGUACAAGAAGCGCCUUGGUGGAAUGAUCCGCACUAUUUCAAGUGUUGUAAGAUUUCUGCGGUAGCACUUCUAAAAAUGGUCAUGCACGCUAAAUCUGGAGGAAGCUUGGAAGUCAUGGGUAUCAUGCAGGGACGUCUGGAGCCCAAUGGCUUUGUGAUUAUGGACUCAUUUCCAUUACCCGUUGAGGCUACCGAAGUCAGAGUUAACGCUGGUGCUGAGGCCUAUGAGUACAUGUUUCAACACCUAAACAUGAGUCAAAAGGUGAGCCGUACUGAAAAUGCAGUAGGCUGGUAUCACUCACAUCCCGGCUACGGUUGUUGGUUAUCGGGUAUAGACGUAAAUACUCAAAUGCAAAACCAGCAGUUUCAGGAUCCUUGGGUUGCUGUUGUGAUCGAUCCUAUCCGCACAAUUUCAUCCGGUAAAGUUGAAAUAGGUGCCUUUCGCACAUACCCUAAAACUUAUAAGUUUACAAGUGAAGGAUCAAGUGAAUACCAAAGUAUCCCUUUAGAAAAAAUUGAGGAUUUUGGUGUUCACAGCAAGUACUAUUACCAACUCGAAAUAAUAUUGUUUAAAAGCUCUUUAGACAGAAGGCUUUUAGACCUGUUGUGGAAUAAAUACUGGGUCAACUCUCUAUCCACGUCGCCAAACAUUUUGAACAAGGACUUCGCAACGGCUCAAUUCAAUGACUUGGCUGAAAAGCUGAAUCAGGCCAAAACAUGUUUGGCACAAACUACACGUUUCACUCUGAACACUAAAGAAACACAAUUAAAAGAAAUUGCAAAAAAUUGUAACAAGACAAGCGUUGAACAGAUCAACGCCGUUGUAUCGCAAAUUAUUAAAUAUAAUUUGUUUAAAGGUUCAGCUUGUAACGACCAAGCAUCUUAGUACAAAUAUA
This is a messenger RNA of Schistocerca gregaria, 1012 nucleotides long. RefSeq names its product COP9 signalosome complex subunit 5-like. Bases 4 to 1002 code for a protein of 332 amino acids. Lineage: Eukaryota; Metazoa; Arthropoda; Insecta; Orthoptera; Acrididae. Gene Ontology annotation, molecular function: deNEDDylase activity; protein binding; metallopeptidase activity. Gene Ontology annotation, biological process: protein deneddylation. The transcript has 4 exons. Gene Ontology annotation, cellular component: COP9 signalosome; cytoplasm. The record is from RefSeq and is a predicted model, not a curated record.